CUUGCAAAGUUCUUUCUUCCGAAAUUCCAUUUUCGUUGCUUGAGAGCUCUGCCACUUCAUUUUCACUACUCUGGCUUGCUUCCACCCUAACCACUUUUCUCAAUACUACUUUUUGAGAGUAGUGUUUUUCAGAACCUCGAUUGAUCGGAAUCAUCGACUUCCUUCUUGUGAGCAAUUCGUUCAUCCCAACAAUCCUGUACUCAGAUACUUGGAUCUUUUGCUUCCAAUUAUCGAACCAGCAGUAGAUCAGUUUCGUCUGUCCGUCGUCCAUCAAUUGAUUCACAGUGACCACCCCUGCAUUCCUUGAUCGCUAUUCCCUGAGUUCAUCUACCUCAUGGCCAACACCAAUGGGUCGGAUUCUGAUGGUUUGGGUAACACUUACCCAACCUUGUGGAAAUCGGAGUUGUCAAAGGCCAAUGAGAGGCGGGUCAGGCUAGAUUGCUAUAUCCCGAAGUCGAUGAAACUUCGGUUUGAUGACGAGAAGAAAGGUGCAGUGGUAAGCGCCAACAAGCAUGAAGUUUGCCUAUACGAGGCCAUGUUCCGAGUAGGCCUCAAGCUACCCUUCCUGAAGGUCGUUCGGGAGUUACUAAGCCAACUAAAUUUGGCUCCCCAUCAGAUCAUGCCCAAUGCCUAGAGGGUGAUUUCCGCUUGCGUCUUCCUUUGGCCAACAGUUCUUGGGGUUGAACACCCGCUCACGGUUCGAGAAUUCUUGUGGGUGUACAGACUCCCAAAAAACCCUAGGAGCGAUGCUCUUUUCAAUUUCCAAUCUCGCCGAGGGAGGUUUAUUCAACUGGAGAAGACUUUCACCAGUAAUAAACAAUGGAAGAAGAAAUCCUUCUUUGCGAUUGGAGGAUGGGAGUUUGCAUCCUCAGAAAGAGUGGAAGGGCCGAGAGUGCCUCAAGAGACAAGCGUUCCUUCAACGAACGCUAAUAAAGAACCCAUUCUAUCUGAAGAAGAGAUAGAGAGGGUAAACAAAAUCCUGGCUUGGGGCUCAAACACACAAGUCAGCUAUGUACUAUAAGAAGCUAGUUUCUUCAUCCAAACUGGCUCGUUUCCUAAAAUACCCCUUAAAGGGUGGCGUUGGCAGAUCCAGGAAGAGGCCAGCCACCCGUAGCCAUAAGGAGUCCGGUGUCUGUUACUCUGAUCCCGCCGGCGGCUAAUACAGGUAAUGCCACCCCUCGAAAACUUGUUGUAGACAAAGGCAUGGGAAAGGUAGGCGAGCCUCAGGCACAAAAAGUUUUAAGGCUGAUGGACGGGCCUAAAGAGCCUGAGGUUCCCCAAUUAAAGAGGAGGAAGGUGGCCAAACAACUUGGGCCCGAGGCUCAUGCUGACAAGGGAAAGCCCAGCUUUGCCCAACUACUGGCUGCCAAAAGGAAGGCAGGUCCAGGGCCAAUUGUGUGCCCGGUUGAGGCGUACAAGGCCCUCCUCAAUGGCAAGCCUGUCGCUGCAAAGCCUCUAGCAGUAGCUCCACUUAUUAACCUAACUGGUGUUGCUCCGACAACUACCAUUCAUGUGGACUUAGGCCUAAACAUCCAGCAUAUCUUGGAAGAUAUAGCCCAAGAGUCGGAGUUAGAAAGCUCUGUGGGCAUGGAGCGCAAUAAUGUCGGGGUGAACUCUGCAGCUGCUGAGGAGGGUGCGAGGUCUCAAACUAUCGUACAGACUCCAACUCUUGAAGGUAAUCGUCAAACUGAGGGCCCCGAAGCCAAUGCCGCUUCUUCAAGUGGCUCGUUGGUGAGGCCUUCCGAAGUGGACUAGACUGUUGGCAAGCCUCUCUCAGACUUUGGGGGCAAGCUGCUGGGGAACCCGUUCCAGGCCUUGGUGGAAUUGAUUCCCCAAGAGUGUUUGGCCGGUGAACAUGAUCAUUAUACCCAAGGCAUGGCGGAGAGGAUGAACUUCAACCAACUCGUCAGUAUUAUGAAGUCGAUAGUUCUAUACUGUCACUUUAGGAAAUUCUACAAGGACUUGGUUUCAAAAGCUAAGAGUUUGAAAGACUUGUUGAGUCUGAGGCUGAGAACGCCAGACUUAAAGAUAUCGUGGCUCAGCAAGACAAAGAACUCCUUCUCGCGGGUCAACAGCAAUCAAUGAUGCAAGCUGAAGCUACCGAGGCUACUAAGGCUAGUACUGAGGCCGACUCCAAGAUCUCAGAGCUAGCUUCCGAGUUGUAGACUCUCCGAGGCGAUAACAAGUGACUUCAAGAAGAUUGCUCUAUCGUCAAGGAGGAUCUGAGCAAGCUGGGAGAGAAGCAUGCUGAGGUCUUGGAGCAGUUAAAAGAAGCUCAAGCUAAAGUAGCAAGUUAGGAAGCUAAAACCGAAGAAGCACUGACGGGUUGGACAGUAGCCGAAGAGAGGCUCAAGUUCUUCAGAGGGAAACUCAGUGAAAGCAAAGCUCAACUCCAGGAUGCCGAGAACCGAGCUGAGAAUUACCUCAAUCAACUAUCUUUCACCUCGUAGACUCGGGAUAAUGCCUGGUUAGAUAGGAUUAUCAUCGGCUUUGAGACAUUUAGAACUUGGACCAACGACCCCGCUCGUACCGUGGACCUUAACGCUAUAAAUUCUGAAGACAUUCCAUGUUCUGACGAGGCUAUGGAAUAGCUUGUCGGACUAGGACAAAAGCAAAUGCCCGAUGCUAUGGGGAUUGGCGAGUUUGACUACAAGCCAUUCGGCGACUCGGAAGUUGGAUCUUUGAGUAGUGCUAAAGCCUCCAAAGGCCAAGAUGGUGCCGAGACCACUCCUGUUAAGCCAGAGACUGAUGCUGCUAACCCCAAGG
Corylus avellana is the source of this 2766-nucleotide messenger RNA. RefSeq lists its product as uncharacterized. The record is from RefSeq and is a predicted model, not a curated record. NCBI's taxonomy places the organism in Eukaryota, Viridiplantae, Streptophyta, Magnoliopsida, Fagales, Betulaceae.